UGCUCCUCGGUCCAUCGUUUUACAGCUCUGUCUCCUCUUCAACUGGAAGUAGGAGAGGUAGAACUGUCGAUAAUUAAUUUUGAAGUUGUCGGUUCAGAUUGGUUCGGCAUAACCCGUCCAGCGCCGUCUAAUCGGUUAUUUUGCAAAUAAUUGUCGUCGGUAAAUUGUCGUCGGUGGUCGUGGUCGAUAGACAAAAUAUUCUGAUAAUUUCUUCCUCGACUUCUAAUAAUAAUCCAUCGGUUCUUCGUUGGGUUGCAUUCGGUUUAAUUUCCAGUCGUUUUUCCUCCUUGACCUUUAUCAUUUUCUGUUCGUCUUCGCAUCAUCUAUCAAAGUCUGUACUUCAUCCGCAUCAAGAUCCGUUUCCCUUCCCUUGCAGGACCCAUCAUCUCGCACUACAUCACAAAAUUACACAAGGACCCGUCGUGAUGUUGGCUCCACAACUUCCAUCUCAAACUCAAUCACUUAUUAUUUCCUCGUUUUGUUCAUUUUUUUUGCAUCAUAUUGCACCCGAUGACUUACUUUUUCAAGUUGUUAGAGUAUGCCUAAGCAUGUCUUAAAUUUCAUCAAAAUAUGCCUGCGCAAGAACCUGUUCUAAAUUACAUCUCAUCCCUUCGUUCAAGUCGGAGUAGUGGCAGGGUCGUGGUUCAUCUCCUCCAGAGAGUCCAACCCCUCUUCCCCGUGAGAACUGAGAAGAGAGAAGAAAUAGAGUAGUCGUAUUAAGAGCAUCAGCAUCUUCAAAACCAGGUCCAGGCACCGAGGAAGUACGGACGCGCCGGCCGGACAACAGCGCAAUCAGCAGCAGGUAGAACAAUACCCCACUGCAGUACAACAGAUGGUUCUGACAACGCGGCACUGUAGAGGACUCUCCACUUGUACUUUCGACAUGAGCGGCGCCCAUGAUGGAGGGAUAUCAAGAAUCGCCGGCGCAAGAAAUAAGAUGCUGAUGCUUCUGGUUGUGAGGUUGUUCCUGCAGUGUACAACAAUUUUGCUCCUGCUCGAGCAUGGUACCGUAUUGGCGCUGAAACACACGGAGAAAAACAUGCACGAAAGGACCGGCUUAGCCACUGCGACUGCUACUACGAAAACAUCCGAAUCGGAAGCCACCUCCACCGCGGAAUCAGAAUCCCACUCCGAAUCUGCCAAAACCACAGAGGCUGAGGCUGAAUCGGAAUCCCACUCCGAAUCUGCCAAAACCACGGAGGCUGAGGCUGAGGCGGCCAAGAAGGUGGGUUUAUCCCAGAACCAAGCUACACACCAGACGGGUGCCCACACCGGCGUCUCUGACUCGGUCCUCUCCUGCGGGGCUUGCUUGGGGCGUAAGGCCUCGUGCGCCGAAAUUUCCGAGCAAGGCGGGAGCGAUUUGUCGGAGGAGCACCGGAACCUGCUCUGUAGCAAAAAUUACGGCGACAAUGCCGUCUGGAAUGACAAAAAGACGGUCGAGUUGACCGAACUGGACGACUUGAUCGGGACAAUAUCCGAGUGCACAAGAACUGCUCUCCCCCUCGUCCCCCUCAUUUUUUGCAAUGCAAAAUAGAUACCAAUGCGUCCAAAUCUGGUCGUGCCUCUAAGCGCAGUCUGCAUGGCGACAAAUUUUGGAGCCUCUGCCCCUUCAAACAGUUCUACAGAAUUCGCGUGUAGUAGAUAAGAUUUGUCAUACGAGAGCCACCUAGUUUCUGGUGUCGCUGGUUGUGUUGCUACUCAUCGGCCAUUCAAAUGAGGGGGAGCAGGCGGGGGCGGACUUGUGCACUGUCAUAGAGAGUGAAAAAGAAAGACUAUCGAGCACUCGCGAAGGCUUGCUGCUCGGCCACGGCGGCGGCCUCUUCUUCAUCCUCGUCGUUUAUGCAUUGUAGAAAAGGAUUAGGAUUGUCACGCACAGUCACAGGGUCGAAAUUGUACUUGUACCGUAGGGAAAAACUAGAGGUUGUUGACCAACAGACCUCCGAAAAAUGCAGAAGCAGUCAAGAAGUAGUACUCAAUGUUCUCUACUUUCACCGGCCAGGGAGUAUGAUAUGAAAGCACCCACGUGGACGGGUUGGGAGAUAAUCACGAUGAAACUUCUAUAAAUCUAGCAUGUAAAAGUUGAUGUCUUCUACUUCCUUAUCCUUGUAGUUGCGAGGUUGAUAUGGCUACCUGAAUUGAUUUUUUUCUCUCGUGACAGCGACCCUGGUGAUAUGAUGACAAUGCGUUGAUUUUCGUGGUGCAUAGAUUCCUCCAGCAGUUCGUCGUUUCUCGAGAACCAGCAGGCGGUCACGAAGCAGGAGGUGAACAGGAAGCUAUGAGAAUGAAAAGCGUGUCCCAUCUACGUCCCAUACAGCGAAAUGAAAUUGUUUGUGAUGCAAAUGAGUCUCCACGACGUUUUGAAGAUGCAUGAAGACUUUGCUCUCGUCGCCUUACAUAGAAGGAAAAAUGCGUCGAGGACGCGUUUUUUCUAUUUUCUCGUGGUCGUGAAGAUGCCGUUGCCGUUCGGGCGUACUUAGGCAUACUAGGUUCUACCAGCUCAUCCCACAUCAAUGACAAAUGUUCUUGCCUUUACAAGUGUGAAGCGGGAGCCCACCAACGAACAACACGGUAAAUUCUUCCUCUACAUUUGAAAAAAGGGAUUUGCAUUUGUGCUGAGCAUUUUGAAUUUCGAUUCCGGGGAAGGUGGGGCGCUUUUGUUCCUUUCGAUACUAUAUCAGAUGCAAAAAUGUCUGGGUCUGGAAGAGUGCGCCACUUGUCAUGCAGCUUUUCCAUGACCCAUGAGGCUUGGAAUGCAGGACCCAGCAUGACAGAUUCUGUGCGAUCUCUCUCAUGCCUGUCCUGCAUGAGAAACUCCCUCCCGACUUGGUCAAAACUGGACGACUCUUGGUAAUCAUGCAACACAGAUUUUUGCAUGCUUCAGAUUUUGCAUGACAAGUUGCAUUCUUCCAGACCCAGACACUUUUACAUUUGAUAUACUACCAGCAGGAGAGUUACAACCACGAGAAGCCGGCGGAGUUUCUGCAUUGCUGCUAGGACUAUACAAGUGCACAACUCCCCCUCCCCCUCGAAAUAUUAGUAUUUGAAUAUUUAUUUGGUUACCAAAUAGCGCGCUUCUAUGUCACCAAAUAAUGCGCUUGUAUGUCAUCAAAUCGCGCACAUUUCGACCCCAAAUGCGGAGCGUUUGCGUUGCUUUUUGUGCGACCAAAAGCGUCGCAAAAGUUUGCACUCUCUCGCUAUGCUGUGAAAGCUAAUCGCGAUGGUUUAGGCUCGCUCUCCCUCACCAAAGCUGUCCACUUCCCCUCAUGAGGGGGAGUGGGCCCAUAGCAUCGCGAUUAGCGAUCAAAGAGUAAUAUUUUUUGAGCUCAUUUCCGAGGUCCCUAAAAAGUCCCUGAUUUGACGACGCAAAGCCUCAUGAUUUGGCGAGCAUUUGCCAGAUGAAGUUUGGCAACUUAUCAAGUUACACGCAGAAGAACGCCCGGCCUUCUCUUUUGGUUGCUGCCGUUUCCUUGUUCAUUCCUGACGCAGUCAUCUGGCCCCGAUUUCUGCGCCAGAUGUGCGGAGAUCACAGGCCUCGUCCUCGACUCGACCGGUCAAAGGCGUGAAGGCGCUCCGGAAGCGCGGGCUUUUGCUUCGCGUUUGCUGCCACCAAACGCAACAUAAUCGCUGCGAGCUUGGAGGCGAAAUGUGCGCGAUUUGAUGACACAAAAGCGCAUCACUUGGCAACAUACAAACGCAUUAUUUGGUAACCAAAAAAAAUUUGAUAUAUUAUGAAAUAGUAAUAUUUUGAGGGGGAGGGGGAGUUGUGCACUGUUAUACUACCAGACGGAGAGUUACAACCACGAGAAGCCGGCGGAGUUUCUGCAUUGCUGCUAGUACGACGACGGUGUCCGAAGAAUGUGGAGUCUGGGGGGUGAGCACGAAAAUAAGAAGACCAAUAUCGAAGCUGCGCGAUACUACCACCAGCACCACUUCCACAGAUUAUUUGUACCUGUCUUGAGACGUCGGCCUCAUCCACAUUAUUUACUUUUUUGUUUUCUUUUUACCUUUAAUUUUGUUUUCAUAGCAUGUUUACAUAACCACCUUAACCAGUCCUUUAACUUGAAUAUUUUGCACCAUUUCAACAUUCACAUUUCAAACUAGAAGUACCGCAAUUCUUAAACGUUUUGGCAUCAAAGAAAAGAAAUACUGAGAACUGUAGUAGAAUGCCGAUAAAAUUAAAAUACACCGACCACGUAAGUAAAGAACAACCAGAACAGAAGCACUAGUAAAGAGUUUCGUGAACAAGUUGUGCAGACGAGGGGUAACAAUUUCUUUCUGCACGCAGGAGCGCGACAACAAGAAGUACUACACUAUUUUAUUCGCCCAGAGAAGAACGAGAGGGCUUCUUUUCUGCAAAAGGAAAUGCG
Molecule: messenger RNA, 4367 nt
Organism: Amoebophrya sp. A120
Lineage: Eukaryota; Dinophyceae; Syndiniales; Amoebophryaceae
Source: the annotation of a GenBank genome assembly